CAAUAUUCUACUAUUGUAAUCAAUGUCAUAAAAAAUUCAAAUGUAAGAAAACAGAAUCAAAAAAAGAUAAAAGUGAUCAUAAAGAUUAUUAUAAGAAAUUUGGAGUUCCUUUAUAUGAACUUUGUAAUGCUUGUCAUUGGCGUUGUAAAAAUAAAAAAUAUACAAAUUGUUGUAAUCUGAAUAAAUAUAAUGAUAUAAUUUGUGAAUAUUGUAAAAAUAAUAAUAUAAUAUGUGAAAGAUCUCUAUCUAAGAGUCAAGUAGUAUUUGAUAAAAUAAAAGAUAAAAUUUCAUUCAUUAGUUGGCAGUAUGAGUCUAAUGAAA
Molecule: messenger RNA, 321 nt
Organism: Scutellospora calospora
Lineage: Eukaryota; Fungi; Glomeromycota; Glomeromycetes; Diversisporales; Gigasporaceae
Source: the annotation of a GenBank genome assembly